UUGCGUAUUGGCUCCCAUUCUUCACCCCGCCCUGUGAGUCACCAAGAGUACAAAAGUCAGGACGGCCCACCUUCCCAAGAGUAGAGACGGAGACAGAGACAGAGACAGACAGAGACAGAGAGAUUGAGCCUCCGGUCACCCUACAGGCGGUAGGGACGAUCCAGUGCCCCACGAAAGACACUGCCGAUUCCUUAUGGCGCUGCGGGCUGUAACCCCGCGGCGGCCGGGACAGCCAGAGCUCCCUGACCGCGCCGGGGAGCAGGGACACAGCGCAUCCGCCGCCUUGAGCGCCCGGGUGGGGCGCGCCCCCGGCUCCAGGCUUCGCCUCCGGGGCCCCAGGCUUCGCCUCCGGGGCCCCAGGGCUCUCAUCUUCGUCGUCUUGGGUAUCGUGUUGUCGGCUGCAGCUGCCUCAGCCAUGCCCACAGGGCAGGACAGAGUUCACCAACAAUUAGCUGCCCCACAGGGAUGGAGGCGCAGCUUCUGGGAGUUGUGUCCACCAGGAUACCAUGUAUCAGCAGAUGGAAACAGUUGUACACCCUGUGCAAAUGGAGUGGAGUUUACCACUCACUGGAAUGUGCUCCCUUCCUGCUUACCGUGUACAACCUGUAAAUCAGGUGAAGAAGAGAGUACUCCUUGUACCACAACUAAGGACACACAGUGUCAGUGCAGAGCUGGCACUUUCCAUGGAGAAGACUCCCCUGAGUUCUGCCAGAAGUGCAGCACCGGGUGCCCCGAUGGAAUGAUUGUGGCCAAGCGCUGUACGCCCUGGAGUGACCUCCAGUGUGUGGACCAAAAAUUAGGUACCCAGGCCAAUGGGGAGGCCCUGGUUCCUGGAAAGCCAAAGACCAUGAGCCCGGGACCGCCCACCACUCCUUCUCCCUCCUCAGGCAAUUCACAGCUGGUGCCUGGAAUUGAAACUGCCUUUGCCCUGCUGGUGCUGGUGCUGGUGCUGAUGGCUGCAUAUUGUUUCCGGAAGUUCAUCCCUCAAGGUUGUGGAGUGGACCCCAAGUGCAUGGAAAAAGUCUUUUUCUGGCGCUCACAUCCCCCAAGAGGGCCUGAGCCUCUAGACAAUGCUCGCAACAACAUGCUGAUCAACAGAGAAUCACUGUCCACUGUGGUCUCUGAGCAGGAGACAGAAGACCAAGAGCAGGCCAACCUGACAUGUGUUAUGGUGCAGUCCCCAGGGGAAGCAGAGCGUCUGCUGGAAGCAGCCGGAGCGAAAGAGUCUCAGAUGAGAAGGAGGAUGCUAGUUCCAGCAAAUGAUGUGGACUCCAUUGAAGGCCUGAGGAUGUUCUUCGAUUACUUUGCAACCGUCGUGCCCUAUGAUUCCUGGGAUGCGCUCAUGAGGCAGAUGGGCCUGACACAAAAUGAGAUCCUUAUGGCCAGAGGCAAAGCCUGGGCCCCGCGGGAUGCCUUGUAUCAAAUGCUGGAGGCCUGGCUCAGCAGCAAGGGGCGGGAAGCCUCCAUCAACACCCUGCUGGACGCCUUAGAAACACUGGGGCAAAGAUGUGCAAAGGAGAAAAUCCAGAACUGCCUGGUGGGCUCAGGAAAGUUUGUCUAUGAAGUAGGUGAAGCAGGCUCUGCUGUGUCCUGAAUGUAAAAGAAUGUAAAAGCAUGAUUGAAUAUCAACGUGAAACAAACAGCCGGUACUUGACCAAUACUUGAAGGAAGCCUACCAUCUGAUAUAUACAACAGAUUUAAAAGUUCUGGAAAGUUUUGAUAAGAUGGGAGUAAUUUUUAUGAAAUGUUAUUGAUAAAUGGCAUUUCAGUUAUUAAUAGAUAUUUAUGUUUGUAUAUAUACGAAGAGUUGAUUUAGGAUGUCAUUCAGCCCAGGGCACUUUGUCAUCCUAAUAGAAUUACACUUUUUACUUCUGUUUUAGGUAUUGUCGGAUCCAUCCAUGGCUUAAUAUUACGUGAUGUACAUCUUUCUAUUUUUAUAUUUUGGUGAAUAUUUAUAUGGCCAUGGAAAAGCUUUUGGAAAUGUACUUAACUGAGUUGACUACAUGGGUUCCCUAAAUGAGAGCAGGCAAGUAUAAAAUGAGUAGAAAUACAAAGGGGGAAGAGGAAGAAGCCCAUCGGAUGGGGCGCACUGGUGGGAUCAAUUCUCCUUCAAAUGCAGUUUGACUUUGUCUAGGAUUAGAUGACUAGCAACUUCUAAAAUUGUCAUUUCCAACUGACAAUUUUGUAGGUGUGGGAUUAUUUAUAUUAUUUAUUGGUAGAUGUUUACAAAUGAGUAGAGAAUGACAAAUGGUAUUAUUGGUAGAUGUUUACAAACGAGUAGAGAAUGACAAAUGGUAUUAUUGAGAGAUAUUUACAAAUGAGUAUCGAAUGAAAUGGUAUUAUUGAUAUUUAGAAAUGAGUAGAGAAUGACAAAUGGUAUUAUUGAGAGAUAUUUACAAAUGAGUAGAGAAUGACAAAUGGUAUUAUUGAGAGAUAUUUACAAAUGAGUAUCGAAUGAAAUGGUAUUAUUGAUAUUUACAAAUGAGUAGAGAAUGACAAAUGGUAUUACUGAUAUUUACAAGUGAGUAGAGAAUGACAAAUGGUAUUAUUGAUAGAUGUUUACAAAUGAGUAGAGAAUGACAAAUGGUAUUAUUAAUAGAUGUUUACAAAUGAGUAGAGAAGUAGCAACCACAUGCAGCCCUUUGUCUAGUGUCCGUGAACUGGGCUGUCAUGCUUGGGCCUCCUCUGCUCAUCUAUGGUCCUGGGUGGGGAGGGUGGGACAUGGGUUAGAUGUGAGGCGUCACAUAGUCUCUAUGUCAUAUGCCUUUUCUGGUCUUGUUAGUGAACCUUCAGUUCCUUCUGUGCUCAGGGGAGGGAGGACAGGGACCUGCUCCCAGUGUCUGCCCUGGUUGCAGGGAGGAAGAGUAGAUCUUGCUCAUGGACUGUGUUCAAUGUUGGCUGACUCAGCCCUAUAUUGGCCUUCUCACUUCUGGUGGUCUGUGAAUCUCAGCCCCAGAACUACCUUUUUUAGGGUACAGAUUUCAAUAUGAGGAGCUUAAUGCCUCUGUAAGCAUAUGACUUCUGCAUGAAAGACAUAACAUGAAUACUAAUUCUUUUUUCUUUUCUACCAUUGGAAGGUAUACUUCUUUUUUGCAAUUUUCCAUUUUUAAAAAUUGAAAUAUAGUUGAUUUACAAUAUUGUAUUAGUUUCCAUUCUCACAUGGCCUCAAAGUCUUAAACUUCAGGUUUGCUCUUGUAUCACUUACUUUUGCAUUUGCACAAUAUUGUAUAUGUUACAGGUGUAGAAUAUAGAGAGUCACAGUUUUUGUUGUUGGGGGGGAAGGUAGUUGGAUUUACUUAUUGUUUUAUUUUUAGAGGAGUUGCUGGGGUUUGAACCCAGGACCUUGUAUAUGCUAAGCAUGUACUUUACCACUUGAGCUAUACCCUCCCUCCAGUUCAUCUGUUGAUGAACACUUAGGUUGCUUUCCACCUUGGCAGUUGUAAAUAAUGCUUCUAUGAACACUGGAUUGCAUGUAUCUUUUAGAAUUAGUGUUUUUGUUUUCUUCAGAUAUUUACCCAGGAGUGGAAUUGCUGGAUCAUAUUGUAGUUCUAUUUUUAGUUUGUUGAGGAACUUCCGUACUGUUUUCCACAGUGGCUGUACCAAUUUCAAUUCCCACCAACAGUAUAUGAGGGUUCCCUUUUCUCCACAUCCUUGCCAACAUUUGUUAUUUGUGAUUUUUUGAUGAUAGCCAUUCUGACAGAUGUGAGGUGAUAUUAUGGUUUUGAUUUGCACUUCUCUGAUUAGUGAUUUUGAGCAUCUUUUCAUCUGCAUUUUCUCUUUGGAAAAAUGUCUGUUCAGAUCUUCUGCCCAUUUUUAAGUUGAGUUGUUUGUUGGAUUCUUUUUUUUUUUUUUUUUUUUGACACUGAAUUGUAUGAGCUGCUUAUAUGUGUGGGGUAUUAACUCCUUAUUGGUCAUAUCAUUUGCAAAUAUUUUCUCUCAUUCAGUAGAUUGUCUUUUUGUUUUAUUGAUAGUUUCCUUUGCUGUGCAAAAGCUUUUAAGUUUAUUUUGGACCGAUUUGUUGAUAUUUGCUUUUAUUUCCUUUGCUUUAGGCAACAGAUCUAAAUAAAAUAUUGGUACAGAUUAUGUCAAA
Messenger RNA from Camelus dromedarius (Arabian camel), 4090 nucleotides. RefSeq names its product tumor necrosis factor receptor superfamily member 10A. Bases 194 to 1594 code for a protein of 466 amino acids. Gene Ontology annotation, biological process: positive regulation of apoptotic process; TRAIL-activated apoptotic signaling pathway. The record is from RefSeq and is a predicted model, not a curated record. Gene Ontology annotation, cellular component: plasma membrane; cell surface. NCBI's taxonomy places the organism in Eukaryota, Metazoa, Chordata, Mammalia, Artiodactyla, Camelidae. Gene Ontology annotation, molecular function: TRAIL binding. The transcript has 9 exons.